AUGGCUGCUGCUUCUGAUCUUGAUCUGGAGCCCGCUCCCAAGACAGUAGCUGUGACUGCUGACGAUGAGAAGAUUCUCGACUCUGAAGGCUCCUCAGCCACUCAGGAUGUGAACGCUCUUCCAGACACUGAGGGUGGCCGCCCUGGCCGCCACGCUCACUAUGGCGAGACUACUACUCACAAGCUUGAGGCCACUGUCACUCAGGACAAGCAGGAGCUGACCGAAGAAGAAUGCUACGAUAAGCUCGGUUACUCUUUUCCCGAGUACAAAAAGUGGACCAUUUUGACCGUCAUUUUUAUCGUGCAAAUUUCCAUGAACUUCAACACCAGUCUCUAUUCCAACGCUCUCGAUGGAAUUUCCGAAGAAUUCGGCGUCUCCCUUCAGGCUGCUCGCUGUGGUGCCAUGAUCUUCCUGGUUCUCUAUGCCUUUGGUUGCGAAUUGUGGGCACCCUGGAGCGAGGAACUGGGCCGCAGGCCAAUCCUCCAAGCUAGCUUGUUUCUCGUCAAUGUUUUCCAGCUUCCUGUUGCCUUGUCCAAGAACUUUGCGACCAUCAUGGUUGGUCGUGCUCUCGGUGGUCUUUCAUCUGCUGGCGGUUCUGUUACUCUCGGCAUGAUUGCUGAUAUGUGGGAGUCCGAUACUCAACAAUAUGCCGUCGCCUAUGUCGUCUUUUCUUCCGUCGGUGGUUCAGUCUUGGGCCCUGUAGUCGGUGGUUUCUGCCAGCAGUAUCUCCACUGGCGCUGGUGCAUCUGGAUUCAGCUUAUCUUCGGAGGCGCCGUGCAAAUUCUGCACUUUUUCUUAGUCCCUGAAACUCGUUCCACCAUCAUGAUGGACAAAAUUGCCAAGAAGAUGCGUGAGAGCGGUGAAAAUACUAACAUCUACGGCCCCAACGAACUCACUUCAUUCCGCGAGCGAUUUUCCGCCAAGGAAAUCAUCCUGACCUGGAUUCGUCCAUUCCGCAUGUUCCUUACUGAGCCUAUUGUCUUGACUCUUUCUCUGCUGAGCGGUUUCAGCGAUGCCCUCAUCUUCAUGUUCAUCCAAUCUUUCUCUCUUGUGUAUAAUCAGUGGGGCUUCGACGACGUCGCCUUGGGCUUGUCCUUUAUUCCCAUCCUGGUUGGUUACUUCAUUGCCUGGUUCUCCUUCUUCCCCGCAAUCAAGCGCAACAUUAAGGAGCGACGGGAGAAGCCCGAUGAUGAGGUUGCACAGUAUGAGUCUCGUCUAUGGUGGUUGUUAUACACUGCCCCGUGCUUGCCUAUUGGCCUCAUUGGGUCCUCCCUUCAUUGGAUCGGCACCAUGAUUUUCUCUGCAAUUGUCGGUAUUGCCAACUACGCGAUUUACAUGGCUACCAUUGAUUAUAUGAUUUGCGCUUAUGGUCCUUACUCUGCUUCUGCCACUGGUGGAAACGGUUGGUCUCGUGAUUUCCUCGCUGGCGUUCUCACCAUCCCCGCCACGCCCUUCAUGCAGAAUAUUGGUGGAAGGUAUCACAUCGAAUAUGCUUGUACCAUUCUUUUCUGUAUCUCCUUCAUGCUAGUGGUUGCAGUCUAUGUCAUCUACUGGAAGGGACCGGUUUUACGCAAAAGAUCACCUUUCGCCCAGCAGCUGUCCGAUGCUCGUGCCGAGAUUGACACCCAUGGACGUCGCCUUUCUCGCCUCCCGACUGGGUCUCGGGCCAACUCCUUUGCUCGUUCCCAGCAAAACCUCCGUGUUCGCCAGACCUUGGGUAGUCGCCAGAACAGCACCUACGGUUCUCGUGCCAACUCUCGCGUGAAUUCUCGUGCCAACUCGCGCCGCAACUCUUUAGCCAUAGCUGAGGAUUAG
Talaromyces proteolyticus is the source of this 1815-nucleotide messenger RNA. RefSeq names its product putative MFS multidrug transporter. NCBI's taxonomy places the organism in Eukaryota, Fungi, Ascomycota, Eurotiomycetes, Eurotiales, Trichocomaceae. The record is from RefSeq and is a predicted model, not a curated record. Gene Ontology annotation, molecular function: transmembrane transporter activity. Gene Ontology annotation, biological process: transmembrane transport. Bases 1 to 1815 code for a protein of 604 amino acids. The transcript has 3 exons.